AUGUCGGAUGACGAGGACCAGCAUUAUUAUGCGUCCUCCCAACAUUCUUCACCACCCGUAAAGCAGAAGAAGGUUGACAGAAGCUGUGAUUUGUGUCGCAAGAGAAAGAGUGAGUGCGACGGGCCCAAGACCGAAGGUGUACCGAACGCCAGUUGUGCCCAUUGUGUUUCUUUCGGCUCCCCAUGCACCUAUCUACUCCCAACGAAGAAACGUGGACCCAAGAACAAACAAGUUGAGGAACUCAAGCGCCAGGUUGCGGUUCUUGAAUCCAAACUGCGCACUUUGUCAAUAUGCUCUUUAUGCUCUCAACCACUCCGAAAUGAUGGAUCGGUCUUCCAACACGGAACCCCGAGCAGUGACUCUACUGCGUCAGAUGAUGUGAAGGAAGAGGCAGACGAUGAGGAAGCUGAGGAGCUAGCGUCCGAGCUAAAUCGAAUAGCGGUCGACUCAAAAUUCUUUGGAGCAAACAGUGGUUUCGCGUUGGCGAAUGAGGCAAUUGCAGCCAAGGAACGAGUCACUGGGCAGGUGAGCCCCGAUACAGCACGACGGCUAUUGUUUUGGCAAGUUCUCCCAUGGGAAAAAGAAGUCUACGAACAGCAAAUUCAGUUCGUGUAUCCUGAACCCAAUCUACUCUACGACCUACUCCAACUAUACUUUGCCUACGUCCACCCUACUCUUCCUAUACUUCACCGCCCAUCAUUUGAAAGAUCCGUGUCUGAGGGUUUGCAUCACAAGGAUCCACAAUUUGGGGCGAUGCUCUUAGCAGUAUUAGCAGUUGCCUCGCGAUUCUCUGACGAUCCACGAGUCUUCGUUGAUGGCCAGUCCACGCUUUCAUCGGGCUGGCGAUUCAUAGCGCAAAUACCUGUGGUCAGAAAGUUCUUCGAACCCAACAUCUAUGAAGUCAUCUUCUACUUCCUAAUGAGUCUCUAUUCAAUUGGAACAUCGAGGCCCCAGGCGUCGUGGAUCUACCUUGGCAACGGCAUCCGUUUCCUACAACAACGGGGUGAACAUCGUCGCAAACGUGAAGCAGAAACCGACAAGGACAAGGAGAUCUGGUGUCGCGCAUUCUGGUCAUUUGUACUGCUUGAUAGGAUGAUAUGCGCCUACAUCGGAAGACCUGCAGGUUUACAUGUCGAAGAUUAUGAUGCCGAUCCCAUGCUCCAAGUUGACGAUGAGUAUUGGGACACCGGCUUCAAACAGCCACCAGAUCGUCCCGCAUAUAGCGCCUUUUUUAUCUGCUAUGUUCAGUUGUCCGAAAUUCUCGGCGACGCCAUGCGACAAUUAUACGGAUCUAAAAAGUCGAAAACGCUCCAAGGUUGGAAUGGUAAAGAUUGGGAAGCGCGGGCCGUGUCCAAUCUUGAUUCCCGCAUGAAUUCAAUAUUUGACUCACUACCCCCACAUCUCCGUUGGGAUCCCGAUAGGAAACCGCGGGAUGCCUUUUUCGACCAGUCGUUCGUGCUCUAUGUCACUUACUACUACACUCAAAUAGUGGUACAUCGACCGUAUAUUCAAAAAAUGAGCGCGGUCGCUGCCCCUUCACUUUCAAUUUGCGCUCGUGCAGCCCGGUCAAUUUUACAUGCCACAGACGCAUGGUUCAAAAUCCAGAGACGACUUCCAAUGCAAUUCUGCGUGUCUCCGGUAUUCGUAUCCUCUGUUAUUUUGAUCAUGAACACUUUCGGGAAGCGUCCUGGACCGUCAGUGGACAAGGACAAGGCACUGGUCGCAAAGGCCAUGGAGCUGAUCAAGUUUGCAGAGGCCCGACUACACCCUCAAGGACGCUUAUGGGAACUGCUCAACCGGUUACAGUCUGUUGACGGGCCUCUAUCAAAGCAACGAGUCAACAUUGCUGGUGCCGCUCCUUCUCCAUCUUACAAGGUCCCCCCACGCCCUUCUCCUUCGCAUUCCCCACCAUAUAUCCACGCGCACGCCAACUAUGGGGAGAUGGCUCAGCAUAUACCAGCAGCACCAUUAGCUACUGUGUCCAGCGAGAUGUACCCAUCUCCACUUGCCAGUGAAGGCCAGCCUUCUCAAGCUGCGAAGGUAUCACGACCAACGCCGCCGCCACCACCACCACCACCUCAGAGAUGGCAUGAAAGCGCGAACCCAAGCUUGAAUGCGGGAAGCCAUUUAUCAUAUCCUCUCGCUGAUUCGCCCCCGAACCCCAGCAUGGUCGAUUUUCAUCAGUCGUACUCGUAUCAUCACCUCCAACCAGGCAUGUCCAUUGAAGAGUUGCUCGCGCAGACAGCGCAAAUGGACAACGUUGUGGCGCCAGUUGGGAACCCCUAUAUCCAACAAAUGCAUGCUGUCUAUGUCCAGGAGGACGAUAUGGCCAUCGAGGAGGCUGAUUUCCAUAUGUGGCAAAGUAUACCCGACAACGUCGCUGACGUUGCCCAGUGGGGGAUGUACAUGCAGCGGAAUUCCAGUGCGAGUCCCCCUAGCUUUGUCCGAUCUUAUUAG
This is a messenger RNA of Mycena indigotica, 2457 nucleotides long. Its product is annotated as Fungal-trans domain-containing protein. Lineage: Eukaryota; Fungi; Basidiomycota; Agaricomycetes; Agaricales; Mycenaceae. The record is from RefSeq and is a predicted model, not a curated record. Gene Ontology annotation, molecular function: DNA-binding transcription factor activity, RNA polymerase II-specific; DNA binding; zinc ion binding. Gene Ontology annotation, biological process: regulation of DNA-templated transcription; DNA-templated transcription. The coding region runs from base 1 to 2457 and encodes 818 amino acids. The transcript has 18 exons.